Messenger RNA from Penicillium longicatenatum, 741 nucleotides. Its product is annotated as alpha/beta hydrolase. The transcript is spliced from 2 exons. NCBI's taxonomy places the organism in Eukaryota, Fungi, Ascomycota, Eurotiomycetes, Eurotiales, Aspergillaceae. The coding region runs from base 1 to 741 and encodes 246 amino acids. The record is from RefSeq and is a predicted model, not a curated record.
AUGUCCAAGCCAAGCAUCAUAUUUGCCCCGGGUGCCUGGUAUCCGCCAACGGCAUUCGACCCCCUCAUCUCCAAGCUAACAGAAUACACCUGCUACACCUGCGCAUUCCCGUCAGUUCAGCAAGCAGCAAGCACCAAGGAUCUGAAGCCAGACAUCGAAGCGGUUCGAUCGCUUGUGCAGCGGGAAGUGGAUGCGGGCCGUGAUGUUCUUGUGGUUUCGCAUAGCUGGUCUGGUAUGCCGGUGAAUAGUGCCCUAGAUGGGUUGAGCAAGAUUGAACGUGAACAGGAAGGCAAGAAAGGCGGUGUUGUGCGGUUGGCCUUCAUUUCAGCGUUCUUAGCUGAAAUCGGCGAGAGUGUCAUUAGUGCUGUCGGGGGCCAGGCGCCUGAUUGGCAUUUGCAUGAUGUUGAAAAUGACACAGUCAUGGCUGCUGAUCCCGUGGGGCGUUUCCUCCACGAUGUGCCUGAUGGAGAAGAGUGGGCCAAGAAACUCAGGCCGCAUUCUUGGUUUACGAAACGCAGUCCUGCGUCUAGCGCAGCCUAUCUUACUAUUCCCUCUUCCUAUUUGCUGUGCGAGGAUGACAAAGCGAUUCCUCUGGCUGUGCAGCAGUGGAUGAUUGAGCGGGCACGGGAAAAGGGCGCGCAAUUCGAGACCGAGACUAUUGCGACAGGGCAUACUCCUUGGCUAGUUCGAACAGAUGAGGUUGCUACUUAUAUUCGAAGACAGGCAGGUGAAGAUGUCUAG